AUGAACUACGCCCCCAUCCGCACAGACUUCUACGUGGUGCCGCCGGACAUGACGAACCUCACAGCAGAGGAGAUGCGAGGACUGCUGCGGGAGCUGGAUGGGGCAAAGGUUCACGGGCAGGAUGUGCCGCGGCCGAUUCGCUCCUGGCAUGGCACCGGACUGCCGGAUCGCGUGCUGGAGGUGCUGGAGGAGCACGAGUACAAGUGCCCUUUUGCGGUGCAGUCGCUCGGCGUGCCGGCGCUGAUGAGCGGACGGGAUUUGCUCCUCACAGCAAAGACGGGAUCCGGCAAAACGCUCUGCUACGCGCUGCCGCUCAUCCGGCACUGCGCGGACCAGCCGCGGUGUGAAAAGAGCGAGGGCCCGAUAGGGCUGGUGCUUGUUCCCACGCAGGAGCUCGCUAUGCAGGUAUUCACGCUUCUCGACGAGUUGGGGGAGGCUGCUGGGCUACGCUGCGUCGCCUCGUACGGCAGCACGUCGCUAUCCGACAAUAUUCGUCACGUCAAGGCGGGGUGUGAGCUGAUGGUGGCGACGCCCGGUCGGCUACUAGACCUCCUGACAGUGAACGGCGGGAAGGCGUUGAGCCUGUCGCGCGUCUCCUUCGUCAUCGUUGACGAGGCGGACCGCCUCUUCGACAGCGGCUUCAUGGAACACGUGGAGGCCUUUCUGAAGAACAUACGCCCUGACCGCGUAACUGGGAUGAUCAGCGCUACGAUGCCAAAGGAGCUGCGCGGGGUAGUAGCGCAACACCUGCGGAACCCUGUUCUCAUUUCUGUCGGUGGAAAACCAACGCCUGCCUCGAACGUCGAGCAGCAGUUUUUCUUUUUCGACGAGGAGGUGUACGACGCGAACAACAUCAAGGCAGACAUGAGCCCACGUCUGGUAAAGCUACUGGCAUUGCUGGGCGAUGAGGGCGGUGACGGCCAGAACCUAAUCCUGGUCUUUACUCAACGGAAGGAAGAGGUGGACGAGUUGUUGGGGCGGCUCACGACGCUAGGCUACGCCAACCGCGUGGCGACACUCUACAGCGGCAUGGACCCCAUCGACCGCGAGUUUGCGCUGGAGCACUUUGCCCCAGGGAAGCAGUUUAUUCUUGUCGCCACCGCAGUUGCAGAGCGCGGCUUGGAUAUACCGUACCUCGGCCUCGUUAUCAACUACCGCCUGCCCAACCACUACGAGGCGUACGUGCAUCGGAUUGGCCGCACCGGCCGCGCCGGGCGCAGUGGGCGUGCCGUGAGCUUUUUCACUCGUGGCAAGGAUGACGACAUCGCUCCGGAGCUGGUGGAAGGGCUUGAGCGCGCAGAGCAGCGAGUGCCAGAGGAGUUGUACGAGGUUGCGGAGAAGGUGCGUGCGCUGCGCAAGUCUGGCGAUGCACGGUACAACAGCGGCUUCUUUCGCGGCUACCGCGACGCGAAGGCGCAGCGCUUCACUGACCGCAACAAGAAGGAGAAGGUGCGCGAGGCAGCCCGCGCGGCCGGGUUAGAGCAGUUUCUCAGCUCCUCCUCGGAGUCCGACUCGGAUGCCUCGAGCGACGAAGACACAAACAUCACUGCGGUGCCGGUGCAAUCGAGAGCCCGCGCUGCGUCGGCGGAGGAGGCAGCGGCGAACGCGAUGGCGCUGACACUGCACCGUGGUGCGCAACGCAGCGCGUUGACCCUGUCCACUGCGCAGGAGGACCGCAUUUCCAAGGCUCUGGCAUUUGCGCAGAAAACAACCACGGCGGCCACGAUAGGGGCGGACGAGGCGACGAUGGUGCGUUUUCAGAGCGAGUACCCCAUUAAUGACUUGCCCGAUGCCGUGCGUGGCAAGCUGCAGAGCGGGGCUUUUAUGCGCUCCAUCGCGGAGGAGACGGAGACAUCAUUGAUCCGAAAGGGCGUGUACUUCGACCCACGCUACAAGCACUCGCGGCGGAUGAAGGAGGGGGAGAAGCCGCUGUAUUUCUUGAUAGUGGGCAAGUCGAUGGAGGCGGUGCGGGCAGCUCGCAACAAACUCGACGAGGUGAAGGCAGAGCUGCUGAGCAAACAGAAGAAGACGGGAUCCGUGACUGGUGCCACGAUCUAG
Leishmania mexicana MHOM/GT/2001/U1103 is the source of this 2058-nucleotide messenger RNA. Its product is annotated as putative ATP-dependent DEAD/H RNA helicase. The record is from RefSeq and is a predicted model, not a curated record. Bases 1 to 2058 code for a protein of 685 amino acids. The transcript has a single exon. NCBI's taxonomy places the organism in Eukaryota, Euglenozoa, Kinetoplastea, Trypanosomatida, Trypanosomatidae. Gene Ontology annotation, molecular function: ATP binding; RNA helicase activity; nucleic acid binding.